GCAGCUUGUCUCACCGAUAUCCGACGUGUACAUUCUCACCUGCUGAACACUUACCCACCCUAUUCCAUUCCGUCCUCUCCUUCUUUUUUUCGGUUCUUCAGUGGCGACUAGGAGAAGAAAUCUACGAAGCCCCCCCCCCCCCGGCGCAUACCAUUUGACCUGAAUCGUCCACAGGCUCACACAUGGGACUCGAGCACGAAAAUGGAGGAGUGCCUGCGCAUGAUCCGCCGAGAGAGGGCGAGGCUGCAUUCCCAAUCACUUACCACGACAAAUAUGUGAUUCACUACGAUUUCUCGAAUCUCGGCCAAGAUGAGGCCGUUGCCAAGCUCAAUACCCUGUGUGGGGACCUAAGCAGCGCCGGCCUCGAGGUGGAGGUCCGCCCAGGAAACGACCAGACGCUGCUGGUCUUCGCAAGAGCCCGGAAGGACCACCUCGAAUCGACCGUCUUCAAGUCGCGUGUCAAGGACUGGCUGUGGGAGAUUACGAGGCUGCAGCCCACGACGGGGAAGGAUGGCCCCUUCGUCGACGACGCUUUUGAGGCUGAAAACGUGCUGUCCAUGUAUCACCUGGUCAACUGGCCCCAGGAGAUUGGCGGCGCCGGUAUCACACCUGGGCGCGGCAAGUGGGAGUGCGUCAGGUCCAUCUUCCCCAUCCACAACGAGCCGGCCAACAGCGCCCUGCUCCGCCACCUGAGCAAGAAGCUGUUCCUCGGGGAUGACGACCUCGACUCCAUCAGGGACCUGUUUGGGAGCAAGGUCGCGUUCUAUUUCGCCUUUAUGCAGACCUAUACGGCGUUUCUGUUCUUCCCUGCCAUCACAGGCUUCCUCGCCUGGAUGUUCCUGCCCAAUUACUCACUUACGUACGCCAUUCUCGUUCUGUUCGGCUCCACCAUCUUUCUGGAGUACUGGAAAAUCCGUCAAAUCGACCUCAGCAUCAGAUGGAAUGUCAAGGGGGUCGGGUCACUCAAGGUCAGCCGGCCGACCUUCCGAUACGAAAAGGUCGUGGUAGACGCCGUGGGACGCACAAAACACAUCUACCCCAAGUGGAAGGCGAUCCUGCGGCAGCUGGUCCAAGUACCGUUCUUUGUCGUGGCGCUUUUAGUGCUUGGCUCCAUUAUCACUAUUGUCUUUGCCAUCGAGGUGUUGGUGUCGGAGGCUUACGACGGCCCCUAUCAAAACUGGCUCGAAUAUCUCCCGACGGUCUUGCUCGCCGUUUCCCUGCCUUACAUCAACACAUUCCUCGAGGACGUGGCCGAAUGGCUGGCCGAGUUCGAGAACCACCGCACAAGUGACACCCUGGAUGUCUCGCUCACGCAGAAGCGCUUCGUCCUGAGCUUCAUUGCCAACUACCUGCCCAUACUUCUGACAGCAUUUGUCUACAUACCAAUGGGCGACCUCAUCGUGCCCCAGCUCAGGGACGCCUUGCGCAAGAUGCUCGGCCGCGGCACCGACUCGACCUUGGUCCACAUCGCGGCAGACUUCCGCAGCGACCCCCAGCGUCUGCGCAACGAGAUUAUCGCCAUGACCAUGACCGGCCAAUUCUCAGACAUGUUCGAGGAGCUGAUCCUCCCCUGGAUCAAGAUCCGCUUCCGGGACUGGUGGCACGACCGGCAGGCAGCCGCGGCGAAGCCAGCCUCGCACCGCCGCUCGAACUCGGCCGUCGUUGCCGACGACCCGGCCGAGGUGGCAUUCCUGCGGAGCGUGCGGCACCAGGCCGACCUGGAGCCGUACAACGUGCAGGACGACAUCUCGGAGAUGGCGAUCCAGUUCGGGCACCUCGCGCUCUUCGCGCCGGCGUGGCCGCUCGUGUCCGUCGGGUUCCUGAUCAACAACUGGAUCGAGCUGCGCUCCGACUUCCUCAAGCUGUGCACGCAGCACCAGCGCCCCCACCCCGUCCGCACGGAUGGCAUAGGGCCUUGGAUCGGGGCGCUCGACGCCCUCGUGUGGCUGGGCAGCAUCUCGACCGCGGCCAUCGUGCACAUGUUCUCCGGGGGCGGCGGCGGGCGGGGCUUCGAGGGCAAGGCCGCGUCGUGGCUGGGCCUGCUGGCGACCAUUUUCGUCAGCGAGCACAUCUACAUCCUGCUGCGGGUGCUCGUCCACACGGUGCUGCAGCGGGUGGUGGGGAGCAGGCAGCUGCGCCGCGAGAAGGACGAGCGCUACGCCUUCCGCAAGCGCCACCUGGACGAGCUCGAGGCCCAGAGCAAGAUGCGCGACGCCCUCCUGCUCAGCGCUGGGGGCGGCGUCGAGCUGCGCCGCAAGAGGAGUGACGCCCGCAUGGCCGACCUGGACAAGUUCUGGACGAAGCAGGCCUUGGAUGGCAAGAGUGAGGAGGUUGGGGCCGCCUUGAUACGUGCUGCCCAGGCCGCCGGGGAGAGGCCCGACAGCGAGGUGAAGAAGGACUGAGGCACUUGUAUCAUCCAAGCCCAGGAAACUAUGCGGGGGUAGUGCUGCAGAUAGGAUGGGAUGAACGCCAUGCCUGCACCGAUACAUAGUAACCCUUCAGGAGAUCUUCCCACAAGUAUGGAAGACACUGAUCUGUCAGUCUAUGUCAAAUAUAUAUACAACUUGGAUCGUG
This is a messenger RNA of Diaporthe batatas, 2574 nucleotides long. RefSeq lists its product as uncharacterized. The record is from RefSeq and is a predicted model, not a curated record. The transcript has 2 exons. Bases 183 to 2402 code for a protein of 739 amino acids. Gene Ontology annotation, molecular function: chloride channel activity. Gene Ontology annotation, cellular component: cortical endoplasmic reticulum. Gene Ontology annotation, biological process: chloride transmembrane transport. NCBI's taxonomy places the organism in Eukaryota, Fungi, Ascomycota, Sordariomycetes, Diaporthales, Diaporthaceae.